AUGGCAGGGUUGGGCCAGGUCCAGCUCAGUCCUCCAAGCUUGGCCGUACUGCACGGCGCCCAAGCGAGGUUCAACUGCAGCACGGCCGCGCCCUGGGUGGUCAUGAGCUGGUUCCUCAACGACAGGGCGGUGAUAACCGUUUCGGCAAAACACGGCACCCUCUCCAACAGCGUCAGCUUUACCGUCACAAACCGCACGACCACCCGCUCCACGGUGUGGGAGCUCGUGAUCUGGAACGUGACGCGCAACCACACAGGUGACGUCACCUGUGACUUCCAGAACAUUGGGAGACAAACAGCAACUCUGUCUGUCCAAGUGGCAGGGACCGUGGUCAUCGACGGCGGAAACGUCACCGGGCGGAAGGGCGGGCGCGUGCGCUUUCGGUGCCAGGCCUCCGACUGGUACCCCGCGCCGACGUUAACCUGGGCGUUAGCGGUGAACCAGGAAGUGAACAACUACACCACCAGCCACGCCGCCGCGCCCGACGGCCUGUUCCGGUCCACCAGCACCCUGGACGUCCUCGCCGUGGUGGACACGUGGGUGCAGUGCCAGGCCUCCGUGCCCGCCCUCCCCGCGCCCAAAACCCACCGCGUCUUCCUCACCGUCGGUCCUGGGGGAGACGACCAGACGGUGCUGAUAGCGGUUGUGGUGUCCGUGUUGACCAUCCCACUGCUCGUGCUACUCAUCAUCGCCCUCAUCUGCUGCUGCGUAAAUGAAAGAAAGUCCAGACGCACUGAAGACACGAGGGGUAACGGACGGUGUGGUGAGGUGGCCACGGACCGGGCGGGGCAGGGACAGAACAACCUGGGAUAUUCCUGGAAUGAGAACACAGGCGUCGCCCCGAGUGAACCCCGCAGCGACCGAGGCCCGCCGAUCUCCGCCGGCGCUCACCAGGCACCUGUCAGCAGUGGGCAGGGUGUAUACCCCGGCGAUUUCAGGACAAUCCGGCACGCCACGACCGUCUGACCCAGCCAAACGCCAAGUCCUGACAACAAACGUGUACGACAGUAAACUGCUGAAGAGGUCUCUUACCGGACGCCCACACUCGGCUGAGUUUAACGCAAUUAGAAGACGAUUUUCACCCCGAAUCUGCUGUUUCCCCACUUUCCCUUUGACAGCAAAAUGUGUAAUGACUGAGGGAGGCUUUAUCUUAAGCACACCAGAGCCCUUAACGCUCUAUAAAUGAGAUUCUCGUUGACUUCAAAAAAAACGUUCAGUCCAAUUUUCACAAUUUUUUUUAAUCAGCAGAAUUAGGAAGACAAUCACUUGAACAGUACAUUAGCUCUGUUCAUCUAUCCGCCUCCAUAAUGCAUUCAUAAUAAAAGGUCUUGUUAUUCCACCAUUACAUUUAUAUGACUCAAGCAUUUUUAUGGCGAAUACAGCAAUAGCUACAGUGUUUAAUCACAAAAAAUAAAAGCUAUGAUUAUGUUAGUAUAUUGAAAAAACAUUUGUUUUGGUUGACGGCUCCCUUGGGUUCCAAACAGAUUAUAAAGCCAGAAUACACCAAAUGCAUUUCAGGCAGCAAGUCCUUCAUCAGAACCGUAUGCUUAUGAGGCUUUAGGUUUGCUAUAAAUUCCAUCAGGUUAUGUACUAAACUAAAACUUUUACCAAUUUAUUAAUGACAGAAUAUGCCAUUACAUCUUAUAAUACAAAAUAUAUCUCCUCAUAAGCAGGAAUUUUAUUUCAUUUCAUAAAAGUGUUGUUUGUAGUCUUUGAUCAAUAGGUGAGUCUUGGUUUGAAAAUAAGCCUUUCCCACAGUCUGAGUAGCACAGUCACUAAAUUGUUCUCCUUCUCAGCUGCACUGCCUUUGGAAAUGAGUGUGCCUGGAGGCCAUUCCCUGGUUUACUGCAGAAAGGCAUAGCCCCUCUGAUUAAAUGAGCUAA
Messenger RNA from Anguilla rostrata (American eel), 1883 nucleotides. It is a transcript of the gene igsf5b, whose product is annotated as immunoglobulin superfamily, member 5b. The record is from RefSeq and is a predicted model, not a curated record. The transcript is spliced from 8 exons. Bases 1 to 966 code for a protein of 321 amino acids. Lineage: Eukaryota; Metazoa; Chordata; Actinopteri; Anguilliformes; Anguillidae.